AUGUAUGACGAGCGGACCUUCAUAAUGGUCAAACCGGAUGGCGUCCAUAGAGGGCUGGUUGGGGAAGUAAUUAAACGUUUUGAAAAUCGUGGCUACAAGCUUGUAGCACUAAAAUUAGUCAAGCCGUCUGAAGCGUUGCUCAAAGAGCAUUACUCCGCUCUCUGCGAUCUUCCGUUCUUUCCAAAGCUCAUCCAUUACAUGUCCUCGGGACCAGUCGUUCCUAUGGUCGUUAAGAGUGGCCGCAAGAUGCUUGGUGAAACCAAGCCACUUGAAAGUGCCCCUGGCACUAUACGUGGCGACUUUUGUCAGGUUGUUGGCCGAAAUGCCGUCCAUGGGAGUGACAGCGUCGAGAGUGCAGAGAGGGAGAUCAGCUUGUGGUUCAAACCGGAAGACCUUGUUGCCUGGACUCAGUGUCAGGCCCAAUGGAUUCAAGAAUAG
This is a messenger RNA of Protopolystoma xenopodis, 438 nucleotides long. The record is from the annotation of a GenBank genome assembly. Lineage: Eukaryota; Metazoa; Platyhelminthes; Monogenea; Polystomatidea; Polystomatidae.